Molecule: messenger RNA, 1402 nt
Organism: Hippocampus zosterae (dwarf seahorse)
Lineage: Eukaryota; Metazoa; Chordata; Actinopteri; Syngnathiformes; Syngnathidae
Gene: mrps9
Product: mitochondrial ribosomal protein S9
Exons: 11
Coding region: 9-1178 (389 amino acids)
Biological process (GO): translation
Cellular component (GO): ribosome; mitochondrial small ribosomal subunit
Molecular function (GO): RNA binding; structural constituent of ribosome
Source: RefSeq, a predicted model, not a curated record
CUUCCGCUAUGACGUCAGUUUUGCCAGCCAUCAUGCCGGCGCCGUGUACGCGAACGCUCGGCUGUUUUCUCACAAAAUAUGGAACAUACUGGUCAAGUAUAUAUGGAGUCUCAGCACAGGUAGUCAGGAGACGGAUAUGUACAAGUGCCGUCAUGCACAGGAAGAACCUGGCUGCUGCUGGCCCCGAAAAGUUCACGAUGGAGUUUAUCGAGAAGCAGGUGGAGGAAUUCAAUAUCGGCAAGCGGCACCUGGCCAACAUGAUGGGAGAGGACCCUGACAAUUUCACUCAAGAGGACAUAGAUAGGAGCAUCGCCUACCUCUUCCCCUCUGGCUUAUUUGAGAAGAAGGCACGACCCCUCAUGAAGCAUCCGGAGGAAAUCUUCCCAAAGCAGCGAGCUGUCCGAUGGGGGAUGGACGGACGGCCAUUCCACUUCCUGUUUUAUACGGGAAAACAGGCUUACUACACCUUGAUGCACGACACACAGAGUAAAAUCCUCGACAUCGAGAAGCAUCAGGAUCGUCUGCGAGCCAAAGGACUCUUCUCCCAGGAUGUCAAGGGGAUCGCCCUCAGCACAAGCAGGUGGCUCCUGAAGGAGGAGCUGGAGGAGCUGCUGGUCGAGCCCAUUUCUCUUCAAGAUUACACUCGCUUUCUCCAGCUCAUGGAGCGGCUGCUGUCUCUGCCGUACUGCGCCAUGGAGGAGCAGUUUGUUCUCAGUUAUCGCCAACGACUCGAAUCUCAGUCCAUGAAGCGGACUGUUCCAUCCUUGGAGAAGGAUGAAAAGGGCAUGGCUUUUAUCACCUCCCAAGGACGAAGAAAGACAUCAAAUGCCUCCGUGGUUCUGAGAGAUGGCGGCUCUGGAAGUGUCAACAUUAAUGGGCAGAACUACACCCAGUACUUCUCUGUGCUACAAGACAGAGAACAGCUCAUGUUCCCGCUCCAGUUUAUGGGCAUGCUGGGACGCUUUGACGUGGAGAGCACCGUGAGCGGUGGUGGGCGGUCCAGCCAGGCAGGGGCACUGCGACUUGCCAUUUCUCGGGCCCUGUGCAGCUUUCUCUCUGAGAGAGAUGUGGAGAUCAUGAGGCAAGCUGGUCUUCUGACUCCUGAUCCCAGAGUGAGGGAAAGGAAGAAGCCGGGUCAGGAAGGCGCCAGGAAGAAAUUCACCUGGAAGAAACGCUGAGGAUGAUCCCACCAGAGAUCAUGCAAUAAUGACCUCUUUACAUGUGGUACUCUACAAAUGGAACUGAGAUUGUCUCCGACUCAGAAAACUUUAUCAUGGAUGCCACAUUUGGUACUCAGCCAUGAGGUGCUUCUGUCCAGAACAACUGAACAAGUUUUAUUAUAUUCAUUCAUAAAUGAAUACAUAUCCAUAACUGCUCAUCAUUACAAAAAAACAUGAUUACA